Messenger RNA from Macadamia integrifolia, 556 nucleotides. RefSeq names its product TMV resistance protein N-like. The transcript has a single exon. Gene Ontology annotation, biological process: signal transduction. Lineage: Eukaryota; Viridiplantae; Streptophyta; Magnoliopsida; Proteales; Proteaceae. The coding region runs from base 62 to 532 and encodes 156 amino acids. The record is from RefSeq and is a predicted model, not a curated record.
AUUAGAAGUAAUGGGCAUACACAAAGAAAGGUUAGUUUUUCUAAGUUGUUAUUGAAUCUCAAUGGCAGCGUCCAAGAAUAAUGCUGGUUCUGCCUCUUCAAGUUCGAAGUUUGAAGUGUUCUUGAGCUUUCGCGGUAAAGACACUCGUACCAACUUCACCGAUCACCUCUACCAUGCCUUGCUUGAUGCUGGGAUUCACACUUUCAGGGACAACGAAGAACUCCUAAUGGGGAAGAAGCUUGUGCCGGAGCUAAUCGAUGCGAUCGAGCAGUCGAGAAUCUCUAUCCCCAUCUUCUCGGAGAACUAUGCAUCAAGUAAAUGGUGUCUCAAUGAGCUCACUAAGAUCUUUGAGUGCAAAAACACAACGGGUCAGGUGGUUCUGCCUAUUUUCUACAUUAUCGAACCCUCUGCAGUGCGAAACCAGACCGGGAGCUAUUCAGAGGCCUUUGAGAGACACCAGACUUGUUACGACUACACGACUGUGCAGAAGUGGAAGGAGGCCCUGAGAGAGGUUGGAUCAUUGAAGGGAUAGGAUUCCAAGAACACUGCUAACGGG